Peronospora belbahrii is the source of this 1404-nucleotide messenger RNA. The record is from the annotation of a GenBank genome assembly. Lineage: Eukaryota; Oomycota; Peronosporomycetes; Peronosporales; Peronosporaceae.
AUGUGGUGUCGCUUCAGUUUUCUCUGUUUUCUCAUCGGAGUUCCUCUGAGUUCGGCCUCUAGUCUUGCACACUUGAAAAUGAGCGUGUCCAAGCAAUCAACGGACACCACAGACACUUCUUCCAGUUCUUCAAUGACUGUAGGAACUGUGUUGCCUGCCAACAUCGAAGACUCUUUCUCCUCGUCUGGCAGCACUGUCGGUGAUAUUAAAUCGUCCGUAAGCGGCAACGGCAGCUGGUACAUGUCACCUGUUACAGUCAUCCAAGCCCGUAUUCAGGGUGAUGCUCCUGUGUGGAACGAAGACGUGAAGAUGUGGUUGUCUAAGUUUGGUGAUACGACAGAACUUGCUUAUAUGAACAAUCUUGAUACAGUCAACACGGCGUCUGUCGAAGGAGCUUUGAUGUUUGUACAAGCUGAAGGAAUCAAUGUAAAUGAACAAUCAGUCAAGUGUGAGCGUAAGAACAAGAUGCAAUACGUUGUUUUUUACGAAGUGACAAUCCUUCAGCCAACGUACGGUGUCAAAUACUACGAGGACCACACGCCUCCCGAAUAUGGCAAGUUUGUAGCUAUGGAUGGUGCCAAAUGCACAGAUGAGGGUAGCGAUCUGUCAGAGGACUGCAAGGUCUACUAUGGAUUAGACGGUGAAAAAGAUAUUGGUCCGAUGGUGGGCAGCAACAUGCAGACGUCUGACCCUCGUGCUCCAUAUGUUGACAACUAUUGGUUCUCGUACCCAAACUCAUGCGCACAGAAGCUACGCGAGGACAAGACGGACGAAUGUCGUACCAAGUACCCUGGUGGACUAUGCGCUCUGGGUGUCAAGCCUGAUGGAGACAACUGCACGUUUAGCUACAAGAUUCUGGGCUACCUGAAUAUUGACGACCUGGUUGGGAUCACUGAGAUGGGCUACAGUAACUACACAGAGUUUUGCGAGGAUGGACUUGUGGAGUUCAAGGCCACAAACACUGGCAGAGGCUUUGAGGUGGAGGAGUCGAUUGACUUUUGGCAGAAUCCUGGUGACGAGGACGCCAACUCGAACCGUACGAGCAUCAUGGUGAAGAUGUAUAACGAACUAGCAAGCAAUGGCACGAGUUCUAAUAUGACGCCUUUGCCGUCUGUUGAGAAGCUGACAGCGGCAAACCCGAAGUGCUACGAGAACAGCAAAGCGUGCGCGACCGCCCAGUACGGCUGCAGCCGUUCGCUGUACGCACAGAUCUGCUCGGUGUGCUCGCCCAACGCGAAGGGCUGUGUGUUUGCUCCCUCUACGUUCUCGUUCCCGGAUCUGACACUUCCUGACAACACAUCGUCGGAUUCGGCGCCUACUGAUUCAUCGAGUAGCUCGAUGACCGCUGCAUUGGCGCCCGUUUUCGUGAGUCUCGUGGCCGCCAUCAUCAGCAAUCUGUUGUAG